UCCUCCUCUUAGUGUCUCUAACUUACUAGCCACCUGUGCAUACCACAAAUCGUCAUGAAUAUCAACGUCUACAGACGUAAAUCUAGCUCGGUCACGUAUUGUUGAAACGCUGAAGCGUUGUUGAUGACAAUAUCGAGUUCGGAGAUGAUAGAAGCCUUGGAAAUGAAUCAACGGCCUAGUAUGCUUGCCGCUGUUCUAGAAUUAGCACAAUGUGCAGGGUCCAUCUUCCAUGCUAGGAGGCCCGCAUCAGGGGCCGAAGUCAUGCUAUGGUUCUGUCAUACCUCUGAGCCAGCUGCCACGCCCACACCUUUCUCCAGCCUCGUUCCUUCUACCCACUCAGUCUGAGGACGGUCCUUGCGUUGGGUCUCAGUGUCAGGCCCCGCGUGGUCGCAAUUGUGAACACUAUGGUUCUCGAUCUCCUGUCACACAACCCUCUUCUCACCGCUACCGUACUGUUUGUGGCACUGUACCUGCAAUGGUAUCGCAACCGACUCAAAAGUGUUGAUCACUUGCCUGGACUACGAGUAGCGUUCUCUCCUCUCUCACUGCCUGGCGCAUUACUGCCUACUUCCUCGUGGAAUCCGGGCCUCGGAUGGUAUUGGCAGUGGCGCACGACCGCAUACAUGAACCAUGAGAAUGAUAUCAUAUCCAUAGUACCCUUCGUAUUCGGUAAACCGCUUUAUUACACUUGUUCAUCAAAGGUCGCGCAGCAUUUGCUUUCGAACGAGACGAAAGUCAAUCUAGAAAAGCCUAAGUUGCUGUCAAGAGUGUUUCUUCUCUGGGGUGAAAGCCUCAUCUCCGCGAAUGGCAACCUCUGGAAGAAGUUUCGACGCCUGCUAGCACCAGCGUUCACUCCUCAGACAUUCUCGCUUGUCUUUCGGGAAUCUGUCGCUAUCUAUCGCGAGAUGCUUGCUGAACAAGGCUGGGAUCGUGAGAACGAGGCAGCCAUCGAUGAUGUGGGGCAACUUGCUUUGCGAACUCUGCGAAUUCACCCUCAGAUGACUCUAGUUGUUCUAGCGCGUUGUGGCUUUGGCGUUCCAUUGUCUUGGUCGGAAGAAGCCACUACGGACGGUUCCAUACCUUUCGGCGAGUCCCUCAAUGUCGUCUGUCACACCCACAUCGAACGCCUCGUUAUUCCGAAUUGGGCCUACAAGCUUCCAAUUCAGAGACUGCAACACAUGGAUAAAGCCUGGAAAGCUCUUGGAGUAUACAUGCGCGAACUCAUCGCUGCACGGAGAAGCGCAAUUGACUCCACCAGUAUAGAGGCGCAAACCGAAAAGGGCGAUCUUUUUACUCGCCUGAUAGAGGCAUUAGACGAAGAUGCCAGAAUAGGCCUUGAGGAAUCGGAAGUGAUUGGCAAUACGUUCGCCUUGAUGUUCGCCGGCCACGAAACUACGGCGCGCACUCUGACAGCAACUCUUGGAUAUCUCGCAUUAUACCAGGACGAACAAGCUAAGGCCUAUUCAGAGAUUGUGCAACUACUCGGUAGUCGUACUGAACUGACACUUGAAGAUGUGACGAAGAUGGACUUCAUUCAUGGUUGCUUCCACGAGGCUCUUCGUUUGCAUCCGGCUGGACCCAUGCUUCCUCGAGACUUGACCAAGGACGUCUACGUCGAACUUCAGCAUCCAUACCCACGAACCAUGUGUCUUCCUAAAGGCAGUCGUGUCAUUAUCGACAUGAUCGGUAUUCAUCAUAACCCUCAUACCUUCCCUGAGCCAGAAAGGUUCAAGCCUUCAAGAUGGGAAGGUGUUCCUGAGCACGAAGUAACCAUGUUCGGGUGGGGGCCCCGGGCAUGUAUCGGUCGCAAAUUCGCCACCACGGAAGCUGUGACAGUCCUUGCACUCUUCUUGCGUGACUGGAUGCUCGAAGUUGCGCUUGAGCCCGGCGAAACAAUUCAAACUUACCAAGAGAGGGUGAUGGGCCAGUCCCGUCUCCUCGGGCUUGCAUUCGGUGUAGAGACUGUACCGAUUAAGUUCUGUCGACGACACCCAUUGUGAACGCCCAAUCGAUGGACAGUUUCGCCCGCCUGAGACUGUGUUCUUGGACUGACGCUUACGCUGGUAUCCUGAGAGUGAUGUUCGUCUUCCUUGUGUUUCCUCGCCGAACAGUUUGUGCAUACUUAUUUAAAUAUAGCCUGUAGACCGCCUGGUCAAUAGUUCAGGACAAUUUGUGUCCUGUCUUUACCGGGAUACGAGAAGGAUAGAUACCCGUAUGCAAUGUUAUACUCCUUGUGAGACCCUUACAACAUAUCAUGAGUCUCUCGUCAAGCC
Messenger RNA from Somion occarium, 2273 nucleotides. The record is from the annotation of a GenBank genome assembly. Lineage: Eukaryota; Fungi; Basidiomycota; Agaricomycetes; Polyporales; Cerrenaceae.